Molecule: messenger RNA, 1744 nt
Organism: Aphis gossypii (cotton aphid)
Lineage: Eukaryota; Metazoa; Arthropoda; Insecta; Hemiptera; Aphididae
Product: WD repeat-containing protein 55 homolog
Exons: 8
Coding region: 226-1590 (454 amino acids)
Molecular function (GO): protein binding
Source: RefSeq, a predicted model, not a curated record
UUCGUCGUGAUAUCCGCCAUAUCGAUUUUAAUGUAAAAGUGACGACAUACCGAUUCGGCGACUGCCGACUACUGACUAGUGACUACCGACUGGUGACUUUUGAGUUUCGUCUUCAAUUUUAUAGUUUACUUGAGUACUAAAUAAAAACUUUGAUUUAACACAUUUUGUUCAAAACUUAUAAAUUGCUUACAAGUUAUCAACAAGUAAGGAUAGCAAUAGCGUGAAAUGUGUAUGCCUGAUUUGCAGAAACCCUCUGACGACUCGUCAAUGUCUGAUGAUGAUGGUGUGCUUGAAGAGGAACAAAGUGACGAAGACAUUUAUCACUCGAAUUCCGAUAAUGAAUCCUCAUCAGAUUCAAGUUUAGAUGAUGAAGAUGUAAGUGAUGAUGAUAUUGAAGAAUUCGAUGACAAUGAUGAUGAUGAUGAUGAUGACGAUGAUGAAGAAGAAAAUAACGACGGGGGCGGUGAUGGUGAUGAAGAUGAUGACGAAGAAGAAGAAGAAGUAGAAGAGGAAGAAGAAGAUGAAGUGGUAGCAGCUUUCCUUUCAGCUAGUUCAGACAGAAAUAGAAACCAUCCACCUAAUUUAUCUGUUGGUGUCUUAAUUGGUGGAUUUUCUUUUCACCCGAACACAGAUAUUAUUGCUCUUGGUCUCUCAAAUGGUGAUAUUGCUAUGUACAAGUAUUCUAAUGAAAUGAAUGAGCAUUUGAGAACAAAUGAUAAUGUUCAUUUAAAAAAAGUUAUGGUAUUAGAAUUUAAUGAAACUGGUGAUUAUAUAUACUCAGCUUGUAAAGACAACAAUGUCUCAGUGUCUGAUGCUGAAACAGGAAAAAUGAGAGUAUACUUUGAAAAAGCUCAUACAGCUGGGAGUUUUGUGACUGCACUUUCUUUUAUUGAUGAAAAUGUGUUUGCUACUGGUGAUGAAGAUGGUGUAGUUAAUGUUUGGGAUAUAAGAGCAAAAGGGCUUAGAUUUUCAUUAAAGAAAACUGAGGAUAGUAUUAAUUCAAUGAUCACUAUUAAUAAUAGUAAUAAUGAACCUACUUUAGCUUGCACAUCAGGUGAUGGUACAUUGACUAUUAUUGACUUGUCAACAAAGAAAAUGGUUGUCCAGUCAGAGCCCUAUAAGUCUGUAUUAACUAGCUGUGUAACAAUGAAACGAAAAACAAAAGUAGUAUGUGGUACUGGUGAAGGAUCCUUGAUUACAUUUAAUGCAGGAGACUACAGUGCGUUCAAUGAUGAAUUUCCAUGUGUUGAUAAGGGUGCCGCUGUGAACAGAUUAGUUCCAGUUACAGAAAACAUUGUAAUAAGUGCUUUAGAUAAUGGAAAAAUCAGGGCAACAAACUUAUUUCCCAACUGUCAUUUAGGCAUUGUUGGUCAUCAUCAAGAUAUGUCUGUUGAUCUUUUGGAUAUAUCAGACAAUGGCCAUUUAUUAGCUUCAACAUCUUAUUUCAGUAGUGUUGUUAAAUUUUGGAAUAUAGAAUUCUUUGAGGAUUUUGAUUUAAAAAAACACUUUAAGAAGAUUAAUCCAAAAGAAUUUAAUUUGCCAUCAUCAAAUGUUGUUAAUGCCACAGACUUCUUCUCCGGUCUUCAAUAAAUAUUUGUAAAUGGAGCAUUGUAUAUAAAACUUUUUAGAUAAUGUAAAGACUACAAAUUUUAUUAUUAAAUUCAUUAAAAAAAAAUACUGAUGGAACAUUUUGUCAUAUAAGAUUUUACUCGGUAUACAUAUAUAUUUUUUAAUUUUUAAAUAA